Molecule: messenger RNA, 2587 nt
Organism: Ruditapes philippinarum (Manila clam)
Lineage: Eukaryota; Metazoa; Mollusca; Bivalvia; Venerida; Veneridae
Exons: 13
Coding region: 371-2587 (738 amino acids)
Biological process (GO): urea transmembrane transport
Cellular component (GO): plasma membrane
Molecular function (GO): urea transmembrane transporter activity
Source: RefSeq, a predicted model, not a curated record
UGUUGCAGUGAAUAUUUUAUAGAGAAGUCAUGGAAUAAUAUAUGAUUAUAUUGAAUUGAACCAUAAAAGUUAAGGACACAUUGCCGGUGGUGGUUGCCUGUUGGUACAUCAUGGUAUUUGAUGUAUAAAUGACGCUACUGAAGAAGAAGAUUAUUUAAUUCGUUGUUUUAUUUCAAAUACAUGUAUACACACGGCAAGUUAACUCCGGAAUAGAAUUAUUUCCAAAAGUUUCGAGAUAAAAGGAAACAAUACACAAAAUAUUUGAAUGCAGUCUUUAUAAUAACAAACUAACAAAAAUGGAAUAAAGGUAUAUAAACAGAAACAAGAAUUUCGAAAUAGAAGGAAUUGAAGGACAUCCAAUAUUACUACAAUGCGGCGAUCUAAUUCAAGUGAAUGUAAAGCUCUGUUUGCAAAAGGAAAUUACACUGCAGUACAAGGUCUUGUGUCGUCGGUUGAGCUGCACGAGACACUACUUCUGGUGAUCGGAUUCGGAGUGUUUGCAACACUAAUUGCUGUGUUGUUUAAGUUCAUCAGGAAACAUGUCUACAAGGAUAAGAAUACAUUAGACACAGCAUUUGACGCAGGAGGAAAGGUGAGUGUGGGGUUAACAGCAACAACGAUUGUGUCACAGUGGACUUGGGCUGCUACACUGCUCUAUUCCUGUGUUGUGGCUAGUAAGUAUGGAAUCAGUGGUCCAUUCUGGUAUGCUGCAGGCGCAACCAUACAGAUACUCUUGUUUGCCAUGGUGUCCGUCCAGCUAAAGAUUCGAGCCCCUGGCGCAAAAACGUUCCUGCAAGUGAUAAAAGCUCGGUAUGGGGCCAAUACACACAAGGUGUUUGUAGGCUACGCACUGCUUACAAAUAUCAUUGUCACAGCUAACUCAAUGACAGGUGGUUCAGCUGUUUUGUCUGGAUUGACAAAGGAUAUGGGUAUAGAGUACGCAGCAAUGUUGAUGACGGCUGUUAUUGGUACAUACACGUGUAUAGGUGGACUGGGUGCCACAUUUUAUGUCUCAUUUUUCAACACAGCAAUGAUCAUGAUAAUGAUGUUGGUAUUUGUUAUACGUGUGUAUGACGACAGUGGGCAUAAUGACACAAAUCCAUUAGGUACAGAAGAAAAUGUGUACAAAUAUCUGUCCUGCAGUGAAGGUCCAGAUGGCAACGAAGAUCACAGUUACCUUACGCUUGUUUCUAACUCUGGUCUUGUGUUUGGCUUGAUUAACGUUGCGGGCUGUUUUGGAACGACAUACGUGGACCAAUCUUACUGGCAGAGUAGCGUUGCUGCAAAGCCUAGACAAGGGGUGUUGGGGUUUCUAGCUGGAGGCCUCGUAUGGUUUUCUAUACCUUUUGCGCUAGCAACUACAAUGGGUCUGGCUUAUAUUGCACUUGGGGCUCAACAGGGUCAACCACUACUUUCAGACAUAGAUGUUGACACAGGAUUGGUACUACCAGUGGUAGCACAGCGAAUGUUUGGUAAGGCUGGUGAAAUGAUGGUGAUAGUGAUGGUUCUAAUGGCUGUUGUAUCUACGGGCUCUGCCGAAGUUCUCGCUGCUACAUCAAUAGUUGUUUAUGAUAUUUAUCAGCUGUAUCUAAAGCCAUACAGACGAGUACUUGAUGCAAACAGCUGCAUUUUAUGCGGGAAAGGUCGGGGUCGUAAGUCAUGUGUUCGAGAUAUGUGUACAUGUGAAAGUAUGACAGUGUGUGCACAUUGCGACAAAGACAACAAGAAACGUAGCGAGUCGCAGCGGGUUCCUUUGCCUUCCUAUACAUGCCGGACCCACGGGGCGUACCGAGAAUACACGGAUUAUUUAUCCCGUUUAAAGAACAAAGGUUUAUUUUGGACAACCAUUGCAAUAUUGCCUCUUACCUUACUCCUCCACACCUUGCAAAUCAAUCUUUCCACCGUUUACUUGUUCAUGGGUGUAACGAUCAACUCUGCAGUAGUCCCAAUAGUGUUGUCAAUGUUCUGGGAGCGUCUGACAGGGUUUGCGAUGAUUGCCGGAAGUAUAGGAGGAACAGUGCUAGCGCUAACGACUUGGAUUAUUGUAACUGCCUUACAUCCAGGGGGAAUUUCAAAUUUCAAACAUAAUGCGGCAAAAGAAUACCCGAUGCUAUCUGGAAACCUUAUGUCUUUGGUUGCCGGGGCUGUUAUAUCCAUUAGUGUAAGUUUGGUGUCAGGACGAAGCGAGGAAGGUUCUGAAAUAUGGGAGAAAACAAGGGAUAUAGACAACCCCCUCAGUCCAUGGACAGAACUUUAUGAGAAAGACUUACACUUAAUUGGAGCAUAUCGAUUAGAUAAUAGGCCAUCAUUGGUAGAAGUUCAAGAAGCCUUCAAAGUUACCAAGAUUGCUGGUUUUAUUGGGUCAAUAGCAUUAACAGUUAUACUGAUUGUGAUUUGGCCAUUGAUAAUGAUUUACGGCAUACCUGUCUUGGAUUUUGAUUCGUUUAACACAUGGGUUGGAGUUUCUAAAGUGUGGGCCUUUCUUGCCGCGAUUUUCAUAAUUAUUGCUCCUUUUGUGAAUGAACUAUAUGACAUAUACCAAGCAUUCCGUGCAAAUAACAAUGGUGAAAAUAAUAGAAAUAAUUAG